AGUGUACUCACCCUCUGGGCUCCUGCCUGCCCUUCCAGCUACUUCAACCGACAGACGGGACCCUUCCCAAUAGAAGGGGGCUGCCCCUGUCACUUGUGCUCCCUUCCCGGAGGACUGCGAUUGGACUGCAUAGGAUUGAGGUCAGCAGUGGAGACAAGGAGGACGGACUCCUGAGUCCCAUCCAGAUGUGUGUAGCUGGGACAGUGCUGGUCUGAGCUGGACCUUGUCUGAUGGCUUCCUCCAACCCUCCUCCACAGCCUGCCAUAGGAGAUCAGCUGGUUCCAGGAGCCCCAGGCCCCUCCUCCGAGGCGGAGGACGACCCAGGAGAGGCCUUUGAGUUUGACGACAGUGAUGAUGAAGAGGACACCAGCGCAGUCCUGGGAGUCCCUAGCCUUGCUCCUAAGAGGGACACAGACCCCCCGCUGAUCCACUUCGACUCCAUUCCUGUCACUGACCCAGACCCAGCGGCUGCUCCACCCAGCACAGAGGUGCCGGCCUGGGUGAGCAAUGGGGAUGCAGCGGAUGCAGCCUUCUCCGGGGCCCGGCACUCCAGCUGGAAGCGGAAGAGUUCCCGUCGCAUUGACCGGUUCACUUUCCCCGCCCUGGAAGAGGAUGUGAUUUAUGACGACGUCCCCUGCGAGAGCCCAGAUGCGCAUCAGCCCGGGGCAGAGAGGAACCUGCUCUACGAGGAUGCGCACAGGGCUGGGGCCCCUCGGCAGGCGGAGGACCUAGGCUGGAGCUCCAGUGAGUUCGAGAGCUACAGCGAGGACUCAGGGGAGGAGGCCAAGCCGGAGGUCGAGCCCACCAAGCACCGAGUGUCCUUCCAGCCCAAGCUUUCUCCAGACCUGACUAGGCUAAAGGAGAGAUACGCCAGGACUAAGAGAGACAUCUUGGCUUUGAGAGUUGGGGGGAGAGACAUGCAGGAGCUGAAGCACAAGUACGAUUGUAAGAUGACCCAGCUCAUGAAGGCCGCCAAAAGCGGGACCAAGGAUGGGCUGGAGAAGACGCGGAUGGCCGUCAUGCGCAAAGUCUCCUUCCUGCACAGGAAGGAUGUCCUCGGUGAUUCGGAGGAGGAGGAUAUGGGGCUCCUGGAGGUCAGCGUUUCGGACAUCAAGCCCCCAGCCCCAGAGCUGGGCCCCAUGCCAGAGGGCCUGAGCCCUCAGCAGGUGGUCCGGAGGCACAUCCUGGGCUCCAUCGUGCAGAGCGAAGGCAGCUAUGUGGAGUCUCUGAAGCGGAUACUACAGGACUACCGCAACCCCCUGAUGGAGAUGGAGCCCAAGGCACUGAGUGCCCGCAAGUGCCAGGUGGUGUUCUUCCGCGUGAAGGAGAUCCUGCACUGCCACUCCAUGUUCCAGAUCGCCCUGUCCUCCCGCGUGGCUGAGUGGGAUUCCACUGAGAAGAUCGGGGACCUCUUCGUGGCCUCGUUUUCCAAGUCCAUGGUGCUAGACGUGUACAGUGACUACGUGAACAACUUCACCAGCGCCAUGUCCAUCAUCAAGAAGGCCUGCCUCACCAAGCCUGCCUUCCUCGAGUUCCUCAAGCGACGGCAGGUGUGCAGCCCAGACCGUGUCACCCUCUACGGGCUGAUGGUCAAGCCCAUCCAGAGGUUCCCACAGUUCAUCCUUCUGCUUCAGGACAUGCUGAAGAACACCCCCAGGGGCCACCCAGACAGGCUGUCGCUGCAGCUGGCCCUCACGGAGCUGGAGACGCUGGCAGAGAAGCUGAACGAGCAGAAGCGUCUGGCUGACCAGGUGGCUGAGAUCCAGCAGCUGACCAAGAGCGUCAGCGACCGCAGCAGCCUCAAUAAGCUGUUGACCUCGGGCCAGCGGCAGCUGCUCCUGUGUGAGACGUUGACGGAGACCGUGUACGGUGACCGUGGGCAGCUAAUUAAGUCCAAGGAGCGUCGGGUCUUCCUGCUCAAUGACAUGCUUGUCUGCGCCAACAUCAACUUCAAGCCGGCCAACCACAGGGGCCAGCUGGAGAUCAGCAGCCUGGUGCCCCUGGGGCCCAAGUACGUGGUGAAGUGGAACACGGCGCUGCCCCAGGUGCAGGUGGUGGAGGUGGGCCAGGACGGUGGCACCUAUGACAAGGACAAUGUGCUCAUCCAGCACGCAGGCGCCAAGAAGGCCUCCACCUCAGGGCAGGCCCAGAAUAAGGUGUACCUCGGCCCCCCACGACUCUUCCAGGAGCUGCAGGACCUGCAGAAAGACCUGGCUGUGGUGGAGCAGAUCACGCUUCUCAUCAGCACGCUGCACGGCACCUACCAGAACCUGAACAUGACCGUGGCUCAAGACUGGUGCCUGGCCCUGCAGAGGCUGAUGCGGGUGAAGGAGGAAGAGAUCCACUCGGCCAACAAAUGCCGUCUCAGGCUCCUGCUUCCUGGGAAACCUGACAAGUCCGGCCGCCCCAUCAGCUUCAUGGUGGUUUUCAUCACCCCCAACCCCCUGAGCAAGAUUUCCUGGGUCAACAGGUUACAUUUGGCCAAACUCGGACUCCGGGAGGAGAACCAGCCAGGCUGGCUAUGCCCGGAUGAGGACAAGAAGAGCAAAGCCCCGUUCUGGUGCCCGAUCCUGGCCUGCUGCAUCCCUGCCUUCUCCUCCCGGGCACUCAGCCUGCAGCUUGGGGCCCUGGUCCACAGUCCUGUCAACUGUCCCCUGCUGGGCUUCUCAGCGGUCAGCACCUCCCUUCCACAGGGCUACCUCUGGGUCGGGGGUGGACAGGAAGGUGCAGGGGGCCAGGUGGAAAUCUUUUCCUUGAACCGGCCCUCGCCCCGCACCGUCAAGUCCUUCCCACUGGCAGCCCCUGUGCUCUGCAUGGAGUACAUCCCAGAAUUGGAGGAGGAGGCGGAGAGCAGAGAUGAGAGCCGGACAGCUGCUGACCCCUCGGCCACAGUGCAUCCAACCAUCUGCCUCGGGCUCCAGGAUGGCAGCAUCCUGCUCUAUGGCAGUGUGGACACUGGCACCCAGUGCCUGGCGACCUGCAGGAGCCCAGGUCUGCAGCCUGUGCUCUGCCUGCGACACAGCCCCUUCCACCUGCUCGCUGGCCUGCAGGAUGGGACCCUUGCUGCCUACCCUCGGACCAGCGGAGGUGUCCUGUGGGACCUGGAGAGCCCUCCCGUGUGCCUGACUGUGGGGCCUGGGCCUGUCCGCACCCUGUUGAGCCUGGAGGAUGCUGUGUGGGCCAGCUGUGGGCCCCGGGUCUCUGUCCUGGAAGCCACCACCCUCCAGCCUCAGCAAAGCUUCGAGGCGCACCAGGACGAGGCAGUGAGUGUGACACACAUGGUGAAGGCAGGCAGCGGCGUCUGGAUGGCCUUCUCCUCUGGCACCUCCAUCCGCCUCUUCCACACUGAGACCCUGGAGCAUCUGCAAGAGAUCAACAUUGCCACCAGGACCACCUUCCUCCUGCCAGGCCAGAAACACUUAUGUGUCACCAGCCUCCUGAUCUGCCAGGGUCUGCUCUGGGUGGGCACUGACCAGGGUGUCAUCGUCCUGCUGCCUGUGCCUCGGCUGGAGGGCAUCCCUAAGAUCACAGGGAAAGGCAUGGUCUCACUCAACGGGCACUGUGGGCCUGUGGCCUUCCUGGCUGUAGCUACCAGCAUCCUGGCCCCCGACAUCCUGCGGAGUGACCAGGAGGAGGCUGAGGGGCCCCGGGCUGAGGAGGACAAGCCAGACGGGCAGGCACACGAGCCCGUGCCCGACAGCCACGUGGGCCGAGAGCUGACCCGCAAGAAGGGCAUCCUCUUGCAGUACCGCCUGCGCUCCACCGCGCACCUCCCGGGCCCGCUGCUCUCCAUGCGGGAGCCGGCGCCUGCUGACGGCGCGGCCCUGGAGCACAGCGAGGAGGACGGCUCCAUUUACGAGAUGGCCGACGACCCCGACGUCUGGGUGCGCAGCCGGCCCUGCGCCCGCGACGCCCACCGCAAGGAGAUUUGCUCCGUGGCCAUCAUCUCCGGUGGGCAGGGCUACCGCAACUUCGGCAGCCCACUGGGCAGCAGUGGGAGGCCGGCCCCGUGUGGGGAGACCGACAGCACCCUCCUCAUCUGGCAGGUGCCCUUGAUGCUAUAGCCCCUCCCGUCUCCCCUCAGAGGGCACAGCUGCAGGCCUGACCGAGGCUACAACCGGCUCUUGUGCUCUAGAGACCUGCACGGGAUGUGUGGUUGGGCCUGGACACUCCAGAAACUACUUGGGCAGAGCAAAGGAAAACCUCUUCUUUUUUAAAAAAAUUUUCAGAGUGUUUUGGGGAGAAGUUUUAGGGCUUGGGGAGAGGGAGGACACAUCUGGAGGAAAUGGCCUUCUUUUUAAAAGCAAAAAACACAAAACCUCACAACUGCCUGGCAAGCCCAGUAUCACUUGUUUGGGCCCUAGCGGGGCUCCAAGGCAGCCACACACCCCUCCUGGAAGGGUGUGUGCGUGUGAGUGUGUGUGAGUGUGUGGGCUGGUGUGUGAAUAUCUAUAAAUACGUAUAUAUGGUGUAUAUUAUAUGUGUAUAAAUAAAGUCUGUACAUAUUGGAGCUCUGGGAGAUGCUGGAAUAAAAGACAAGAGUUACAUCCGGACUUGGA
Molecule: messenger RNA, 4559 nt
Organism: Mandrillus leucophaeus (drill)
Lineage: Eukaryota; Metazoa; Chordata; Mammalia; Primates; Cercopithecidae
Gene: ARHGEF10L
Product: Rho guanine nucleotide exchange factor (GEF) 10-like
Exons: 30
Coding region: 231-4064 (1277 amino acids)
Biological process (GO): SREBP signaling pathway; actin cytoskeleton organization; positive regulation of stress fiber assembly
Cellular component (GO): cytosol
Molecular function (GO): guanyl-nucleotide exchange factor activity; protein binding
Source: RefSeq, a predicted model, not a curated record